AUGAGGCUGCUGGGAACCGCUGCUGCCGGGGCUCUGGGACGCGGGCCGCUCCCAUGGGUCCCCGCCGCCUUAGGCUGGCGAGGGAAGCAGGUUAAUUGGAAGACCUGCAGAUGGUGUUCAUCAGGGGUAGUUCCUAAUGAAAAGAUACGAAAUAUUGGAAUCUCAGCUCACAUCGAUUCUGGGAAAACUACGUUAACAGAACGAGUGCUUUACUACACUGGCAGAAUCGCAAAGAUGCAUGAGGUAAAAGGAAAAGAUGGAGUUGGUGCUGUCAUGGAUUCCAUGGAACUAGAGAGACAACGAGGAAUCACUAUUCAGUCAGCAGCCACCUAUACCAUGUGGAAAGAUGUCAAUAUCAACAUUAUAGAUACUCCUGGUCAUGUGGACUUCACGAUUGAAGUUGAAAGGGCCCUGAGAGUAUUGGAUGGAGCAAUCCUUGUUCUUUGUGCCGUUGGAGGGGUGCAGUGCCAGACCAUGACUGUUAAUCGUCAGAUGAAGCGCUACAACGUUCCAUUUCUAACUUUCAUUAACAAACUAGACCGAAUGGGCUCCAGCCCAGCCAGGGCUCUGCAGCAAAUGAGGUCUAAGCUAAAUCAUAAUGCAGCAUUUGUGCAGAUACCCAUUGGUUUGGAGAGUGAUUUUAAAGGUAUUAUAGAUCUUAUCGAGGAACGAGCCAUCUAUUUUGAUGGAGACUUUGGUGAGAUUGUUCGAUAUGGUGAAAUUCCAGCAGAAUUGAGGGUGGCAGCAGCUGACCACCGGCAGGAGCUGAUUGAAUGUGUUGCCAAUUCAGAUGAGCAACUUGGUGAGCUGUUCCUGGAAGAAAAAAUCCCCUCAGUUUCUGAUAUAAAGUCUGCAAUCCGAAGAUCUACUUUAAAUAGAUCUUUUACUCCUGUGUUUUUGGGAAGUGCUUUGAAGAACAAAGGAGUUCAGCCUCUUUUAGAUGCUGUCUUAGAAUUCCUCCCAAAUCCUUCAGAAGUCCAGAAUUAUGCUAUUCUCAAUCAGGAGGAUGACUCAAAAGAGAAAACCAAAAUCUUGAUGAACUCCAAGAGAGAUAAUUCCCAUCCAUUUGUAGGCCUGGCUUUUAAACUGGAGGUAGGUAGAUUUGGACAGGUAACUUACGUUCGUAAUUAUCAGGGAGAGUUGAAGAAGGGUGACACUGUCUAUAAUACAAGGACAAGAAAGAAAGUACGGGUCCAACGGCUGGUCCGCAUGCAUGCUGACGUGAUGGAGGAUGUGGAGGAAGUCUAUGCCGGAGACAUCUGUGCAUUGUUUGGCAUUGAUUGUGCUAGUGGGGACACAUUCACAAACAAAGAUAAUAGUGACCUUUCUAUGGAGUCAAUUCAUGUUCCUGAUCCUGUCAUUUCAAUAGCAAUGAAGCCUUCUAAUAAGAAUGAUCUAGAAAAAUUUUCAAAAGGUAUUGCCAGGUUUACAAGAGAAGAUCCCACAUUUAGGGUCCACUUUGACACUGAGAGCAAAGAGACAAUUGUAUCUGGAAUGGGGGAAUUACACUUGGAGAUCUAUGCUCAGAGGCUGGAGAGAGAAUAUGGCUGCCCUUGUAUCACUGGAAAGCCAAAAGUUGCCUUUAGAGAGACCAUUACUGCUCCUGUCCCGUUUGAGUUUACACAUAAGAAACAAUCAGGUGGUGCAGGCCAAUUUGGGAAAGUGAUUGGUGUACUGGAGCCUCUGGACCCAGAGAACUACACUAAGUUGGUGUUUUCAGAUGAAACCUUCGGGUCAAAUAUUCCAAAGCAGUUUGUACCUGCUGUAGAAAAGGGGUUUUUGGAUGCCUGUGAGAAAGGCCCUCUUUCUGGGCACAAACUCUCUGGGCUCCGGUUUGUCCUGCAAGAUGGAGCACACCAUAUGGUUGAUUCCAAUGAAAUCUCUUUCAUCCGAGCAGGAGAAGGUGCUCUUAAACAAGCCCUCGCAAAUGGAACUUUACGUAUUCUUGAACCCAUUAUGUCUGUGGAAAUUAUAGCCCCAAGUCAGUAUCAAGGUGUAGUGAUUGCAGGAAUUAAUCGGCGCCACGGGGUAAUCACGGGGCAAGAUGGAAUUGAAGACUAUUUCACACUGUAUGCAGAUGUUCCUCUAAAUGAUAUGUUUGGUUAUUCCACUGAACUCAGGUCUUGCACAGAGGGGAAAGGAGAGUAUACAAUGGAGUACUGCAGAUACCAGCCGUGUUUACUAUCUACUCAAGAAGAUCUAAUUAAUAAAUAUUUGGAAGCUACAGGUCAACUUCCAGUAAAAAAAGGAAAAGCCAAGAACUAACUUUCCUCCCUUUGUGUUGACUAUCAAACUGCAACUGAAUCUGUAAGGUUUAGAUAGUUGGAUGAAUUCCAGUGGAAUGGAUUUAGGCUGCUGCAACAAGGAACUAU
Molecule: messenger RNA, 2372 nt
Organism: Orycteropus afer afer
Lineage: Eukaryota; Metazoa; Chordata; Mammalia; Tubulidentata; Orycteropodidae
Source: RefSeq, a predicted model, not a curated record